ACACAUACCAAGUCUUAAGUUACUGAAGGCCCUAAUAUAAUCAAGUUUGUAACCUGACUUUUGGGUUGAUUUACCUUCUUGUCUUUUUUCCUUCUAAGAAUGUAAAACAAAAGGUUUUUAACAUUAAGCUAAGUCAAUUUAAAAGUGGGUCACUUCUUGGUUUCCUCCCCUUUUUUUGUAAAAUUUUAUGUGUUAAUAAAAGCAUACAGUGUAUGACAUUCUAAAAAUUUAGUUACAUAUAUUGCGUAUGUAUAUAUACUUAAAAUUAUGCCAGGGGUUCAUAUAACUUAAUUUAUGGAAACGUUACUGAGAGAAAGCGUUUAAGCCAAAAAAGAAAUGUUUUUUUGCAUAAAAUGAAAUUUAACAUUGUGAUUGACUUUACUAAGUUUCAAGUUUUACUAAGUUAACACAAAAAUUAGAUUUGAACUUUUUGUGUUUAUUUUGCAAAAGUUUUUACAAAUUAAGUAUGAUCCAUCAUUGAGUAUGGUAACUAUUGAAACCAAUGUCAGUAAAUCCUGAAAUGUAAAAUCUGACACUUUAAUGUUCCUCAAAAUGAGUAUAUUAUGAAAAGAUUUUAUUAUAUGAUAAUUUUUAACUGGCCAUGAUGAUACUUAAGAUAUCACACAGUCUUGAUUUUAAACCACGAAGGAAAAAAAUUAAAAAUUAUGUGAGGACAUUAAAGAGAUAUAUCGGUGAGGAUAGGUCCGGUUGUAAGGGGAUGGAGGAGACCGGCAAUUAAUACCUUAUAAAAAGGAAUUGAAUUUGCACUAAAUAUGUGAAAGUUAAUGUAUUUUGUAAUUUGAAUGAUACUGUACAGUUUCAGUUCCUUUGUUGCUCUCUUUUGUCUUUUUCCUGUUUUCAGGUACUAUAAUAAACUUUCAAGGAAUUUGUAGAAGACGUUAGCAAGUUUUUUCAAAUUCUACUGGAAGAUAUAACAUGGCAGUUAUUUUAAAUGAAAAACAAUCAGAUAAGUACCUCUUAUUAAUUAAUUUUAUAUUUAAAUGUGUACUAUACAUAAAGGCGAGACCAUUUUCAUUGUGUAAUGUAAUUUUUAAGUUAUUUUAACAAUUUUGAAACCACACCCUUUUUAAAUUUCCUUCUGUAUAAAAUUUGACAUGAUUAUGUCAUUGUACCACCAGUAAAAUCUUUGCUAAUUUUUCACAUCAGUAUUUUUCAUGACUACUCUGUCACAGUUAGUUUGGACAGCCAAAUGAUCAUGUCAUUUGAUUUUUUGACUGCUUAAUUCAUAAUGCAGUUACUUUAGUACGAAAAUUAACAUUCUAGUUGUAAAUCAUUUAGGAAAUUUCUUUACAUUAACAAUGGCAAUUGAUCACAUAUGAGAAAAAAGUAGAGGAUGAGACAUACUAGAGGAUUUAUUUGCAAAUAUAGAGAAAAAAAUGGCGGCACAAAUUAACUUAGAACUUGUUUCACUUUAUGCUAAAUUCGUGGAGCACAGGAUACAACAUCCUGGCUCCAUGAAUUAUCGGUCGUUUGGCCGAUGGCUAAAGCAGGGUGGGGUCGAGUGGACCAAUGAAGAAGACCCCACCGAAACAGCUCCCAACAUGGAAUUGAUGCAAGUAUGGACAAAAUUUUUACAGUACAGACUUAGACAUAGCGGGUCAAUGGACCUAGAAGUGUUUGGACGUUGGGUGCAUAAUGGCGGGGUUGAGUUUUGUGGUGGGCGACGGGAUCGUGGUAGAAGUAGCAGUCGUGGUUGGAGACGCGGUCGUGGUGGGAGACGCGGUCGUGGUGGGCCGUAUAAGCCACAAUAUUAAAAUGUAUUUUUAUUACUAACCCUUUGUAAAACGAGGUGCACUUUUUUUUAAUAAAAUAUCCUAAAUUUAAAAUGGGCCUAAAUAUUGCCAAAAUUCAAACAAUUGCUAAACUAUUUUUCAGGCUGAAUUUAAAAUAAAUACUUUGAAAAAAACAACAUUUUUUCCAUUGAAAAAAAUAAAUACUUUGAAAAAAACAACAUUUUUUCCAUUGAAAUUAACUAGAUAAACAAAUAUUUUGUCUACCUUGUUUUACGAAGGGUUAGAUGUUAUUAAAUUUGUUAAUUAUCUUAACUCUA
Molecule: messenger RNA, 2071 nt
Organism: Hydractinia symbiolongicarpus
Lineage: Eukaryota; Metazoa; Cnidaria; Hydrozoa; Anthoathecata; Hydractiniidae
Exons: 4
Coding region: 1398-1775 (125 amino acids)
Source: RefSeq, a predicted model, not a curated record